CAUCUUGUAUUGUAUUACGUCAAUCGAAAACAUCAUCUACUAAUAAUAAGAAUACGAUUGAAACAUUAACUGAAUGUUAUACAUUUUUAUUUCAAUCAAAAGAACAUGCACGUAGAUUUGCUCUUGCUCUUGCAGAAGCAUUUAAUAUACAAAAACAAUCAACAAGAAUUUCAAGACAAAAUCAUGAUGAAAAAAGAGAUGGACGUUCACCUCAACAUCGUUCAAGACAUCGAGAUGGUUACCAUCAUGAUAGAAUACGUACUGGUGGCAAACGUGAUGAUAAUUAUUUACGAGAUUCAAAAGUGUGA
Rotaria sordida is the source of this 308-nucleotide messenger RNA. NCBI's taxonomy places the organism in Eukaryota, Metazoa, Rotifera, Eurotatoria, Philodinida, Philodinidae. The record is from the annotation of a GenBank genome assembly.